Molecule: messenger RNA, 1923 nt
Organism: Linderina pennispora
Lineage: Eukaryota; Fungi; Kickxellomycota; Kickxellomycetes; Kickxellales; Kickxellaceae
Product: Metallo-hydrolase/oxidoreductase
Exons: 1
Coding region: 35-1810 (591 amino acids)
Biological process (GO): snRNA processing
Cellular component (GO): nucleus
Source: RefSeq, a predicted model, not a curated record
CCAAGGCCUUGCAUUCUUCACAUACACAUUAGCCAUGAAAAUUGUUCCCCUGGGCGCUGGACAGGACGUCGGGCGGUCAUGCGUGCUGGUGACGCUGGGCAGCAAGACCAUCAUGUUCGACUGCGGCAUGCACAUGGGGUACAACGACGAGCGGCGAUUCCCCGACUUCAACUACAUCACGACCGAGGGCGACUUCACAUCGCGCAUCGACGCAGUGGUGAUCACGCACUUCCACCUGGACCACUGCGGGGCACUGCCGCAUUUCACCGAGCAGCGUGGCUACCACGGGCCCAUCUACAUGACGCCGCCGACCAAGGCCAUCUGCCCGAUACUCCUGGAGGACUACCGCAAGAUCACGGUGGAGCGCAAGGGCGAGACCGGCUUUUUCACAUCGCAGCACAUCAAGGACUGCAUGAAAAAAGUGGUGCCAUUGCAUUUGCAUGAGACCGUGUGGGUGGAUGACGAGCUGGAGCUGCGCGCGUAUUAUGCCGGCCACGUGCUGGGCGCGGCGAUGGUGUAUGCGAGGUGCGGCAACGAGAGCGUGGUUUACACCGGCGACUACAACAUGACGCCGGAUAGGCAUCUGGGCGCUGCAUGGAUAGACCGCGUGCGCCCGGACGUCCUGAUCACCGAGACCACGUACGGCACGACCAUCCGCGACUCGAAGCGCGCACGUGAGCGGGACUUUCUGGAGAAAGUCCACAGGUGCGUGCAGCGCGGCGGCAAAGUGCUGAUCCCGUGCUUUGCGCUGGGCCGGGCGCAGGAGCUGUGCAUUCUGAUCGAGACGUACUGGGAGCGCAUGGGUCUGACGGCCCCCGUGUAUUUCUCUGCGGGGCUGACGGAGAAGGCGAACCGGUUCUACAAGCUGUUCAUUAACUGGACCAACCAGAAGGUCAAGGAGUCGUUUGUGGACCGCAACCCGUUCGACUUCAAGUACAUCAAGCCGUGGAACCGCGACUACGCCGACCUGCCCGGCCCCAUGGUGUGCUUCGCCACGCCCGGCAUGCUGCACAUUGGCACAUCUCUGGAGGUCUUCCGCAAGUGGGCGCCCGACGAGCGCAAUAUGCUGAUUAUGCCCGGGUACUGCGUGGCCGGCACUGUGGGCGCCAAGGUGCUGAGCGGCAUGAAGGUCGUGGAUAUUGACCAGUACUCGCAGGUGCACGUCAACAUUGACGUGCAGAACCUGUCGUUCUCGGCCCACGCCGACGCCAAGGGCAUCAUGGAGCUGAUCCGCCAGGCGGCGCCGCGCAAUGUGGUGCUGGUGCAUGGCGAGAAGAGCCGCAUGACAUAUUUAAAGUCCAAGAUCAUGGGCGAGUUCGCCUGCCCCUGCUACGACCCGGCCAACGGCGAGCUGCUGGAGAUUGCCACUGGCCGGGACGUGCGUGCGCUGAUGUCCGACCAGCUGUUCCAGGCUGCCUGGGCCACCGAACAGCGCCGGAAACCUCCCCGCCCCAUCACCACCGUGCCUGUCCAGGGCAUUCUGGUGCUGGGCAGCCAGGGCCGCCCACGUUUGCUGGAUCCAUCCGAGUUCGCUCUGGACGAGCUGGCCCAGAAGGUGUCGCUGGAGGACUCCAAUGCGCCCCACCAGGCCGUGCACCAGAUUGCGUUCACCACUCGCCGCGUCUUCGAUGCGGAAAGGCUGGCGCUGCGCCUGGGGCUGGCCCAGGACGCCGAUCCCGCGCGCGCUGCAUUGGUGGCUAUCAACGAGCUGCUGGCGGUUGACCCUGCCACUAAGCCCACGCUUGACGACGCCGUCAAUGUUGGCAAAACCGUGCGUGUUCUGGCAUCGGCCGGCUCCAGUGACUGCUGAAUUGCCAGCCCUCACAAUUUCCUGGGCGUGGAGCGAGGAGGAGCUGGCGACGCAGGUCCUGGCGGUAAUGAACCGAGUACUUGGAUGAGAAUAAAUGAAAUGUAUUUUCGGUU